Panicum virgatum (switchgrass) is the source of this 492-nucleotide messenger RNA. Its product is annotated as peptidyl-prolyl cis-trans isomerase FKBP16-3, chloroplastic-like. Gene Ontology annotation, molecular function: peptidyl-prolyl cis-trans isomerase activity. The record is from RefSeq and is a predicted model, not a curated record. Bases 1 to 492 code for a protein of 163 amino acids. Lineage: Eukaryota; Viridiplantae; Streptophyta; Magnoliopsida; Poales; Poaceae. The transcript is spliced from 4 exons.
AUGGCGGCGUCCUCCUCCGCCUCCGCCUCGCCGCUCCUCCUCCCCUCAGGGUCGAGGCGUGCGUCGGCGUCGAGGGCGCGGCUCCGCGGCGGCGGCGCGUCCAGGAGCAGGGCGCUGGGCUCAGAGGCGCCGUGCUGCUGCAAGGCCCUCGCCGCCGCCGGAAACGCGGCGCAAUGCGGGGCGGCUGACAGUUUCGUGAUCAGCAGCGGGAGUAGCACCAGGAGGGGGCUCCUAGGGGUGGCCCUGGGAGCGUCUGCCCUGGGGCUCGCCGCGCUCGAUGCCGUCGCCGCCGGGCUGCCGCCGGAGGAGAAGCCCAAGCUCUGCGACGCCGCCUGCGAAAGCGAGCUCGAAAAUGUGCCUAUGGUAACCACAGAAUCCGGCCUGCAGUACAAGGACAUCAAAGUGGGCGAAGGGCCAAGCCCACCCGUUGGUUUCCAGGUUGCUGCAAACUAUGUUGCCAUGGUACCGAAUGGGCAGAUAUUCGACAGGUGA